Chrysemys picta bellii (western painted turtle) is the source of this 3464-nucleotide messenger RNA. The record is from RefSeq and is a predicted model, not a curated record. Lineage: Eukaryota; Metazoa; Chordata; Testudines; Emydidae.
ACGCAGGAGCUUCUUGCUGCAGAAACCCUCUCUCGCAGCAAGAGCCAUUGGGCAGGCCCGAGGGCGCUGGCAUGGUCUAAGGCAGCAGGAACUGGUGUGAGAGCACAGUUGGGCCCAAUCAGCGCCUCGGCUCAAAGCGACCUGGGCAGAGAUUUGGGCCCUGACAGGCAGCAGGGUGUGUGUGAGUAGAGCAGGCAGCGGUCAGAGCAGCACCACAAGGCGUUUGUCCCAGCUGGGGCGGUGGGUGUUGCUGGGAGUCCUGGUGUUGGCGUGGCUGGUGGGAGUUUGUGCUAAACCUAGUAGCCCGCUGUGCAGAGCGUUGGCACUGGGGCGUUGCUGGAGGAACGAUGCUGGGGGUGGUGAUGCUGCUGCCAGAUGCUGGUAGGUUUGUCUGGCACAGGAGCACUGUGGGUGGGCAGAUGGCAGGCACCAAAACGCCAGGUGCCAGUGGAUUCUCCUCGCUCCAUCUGGAUGCUGAUGUGAGCUGAUCUCCUGAGGCAGCAGCUCCUCACCGGGGUUUAUAGCUCUGGGAUUCUGAUGUCCCUGCUUCAAGAGGAGCAAUUUGCAAGGAGAGCAAACUGGCUGGGCACCAGGAACUGCUGAAUCGUAGUCCCAGCUCUGAGGCCUUGAGCAAGUUACACCUGCCUCUGUUUCCCCGUCUGUAUGGUGGGGCAGCAUGAUAGAUCUGCAUUGGGUCUAGGGUAGCUGGUAUCAAAAGGCUCAACGUUGUUAGCAGCUGGUGGCCCAGGGCUUCACUCUGCUCCAUGCAGCCUCGUGGGCUUUGUGUUUGCAGCCCCGGCUCCCUGGGCUCCAUGGCAGCAGGGUUCCCCUCUGCUGCCCCCAGCUUCCAUGAGUGCGUUCCCCAACCUGGCUAACCAGCCCGCCUCUCUGCUCAUUCCAGAACGGGCUGAAUGCCCUGCAUCUGGCCUCCAAGGAAGGCCACGUGAAGAUGGUGGCUGAGCUGCUGCACAAGGAAAUUGUUUUAGAAACGACAACCAAGAAGGGGAACACGGCCCUGCACAUCGCAGCCCUGGCGGGACAGGAGGACGUGGUCCGGGAGCUGGUGAACUAUGGGGCAAACGUCAAUGCGCAGUCGCAGAAAGGCUUCACGCCCCUCUACAUGGCAGCGCAGGAAAAUCACCUGGAAGUCGUCAAAUUCCUGCUGGAAAGCGGCGCCAACCAAAAUGUAGCCACAGAGGACGGCUUCACGCCACUGGCCGUCGCUCUGCAGCAGGGGCAUGAGAAUGUGGUCGCCCACCUCAUCAACUAUGGGACGAAGGGGAAGGUCCGUCUGCCCGCCCUGCACAUCGCUGCCCGCAACGAUGACACCAGAACGGCUGCGGUGCUCCUGCAGAAUGACCCCAAUGCCGAUGUCCUCUCCAAGACCGGAUUUACCCCCCUGCACAUCGCGGCUCACUAUGAGAACCUCAACGUGGCCCAGCUCCUGCUGAACCGCGGUGCUAGCGUCAACUUCACCCCACAGAAUGGGAUUACUCCGCUGCAUGUGGCCUCCCGCCGGGGCAACGUCAUCAUGGUGCGGCUGCUGCUGGACCGAGGGGCCCAGAUAGAGACAAGGACCAAGGACGAGCUGACUCCCCUGCACUGUGCAGCCAGGAAUGGACACGUGCGAAUCAUGGAGAUUCUGCUGGACCACGGGGCUCCUAUCCAAGCAAAAACCAAGAACGGCCUGUCGCCCAUUCACAUGGCGGCUCAGGGAGACCACCUGGACUGCGUGCGGCUGCUGCUGCAGUACAACGCUGAGAUCGACGACAUCACGCUGGACCACCUCACGCCGCUGCACGUGGCUGCGCACUGCGGGCACCACCGCGUGGCCAAGAUGCUGCUGGACAAGGGGGCCAAGCCAAAUGCCCGAGCACUGAACGGCUUUACGCCCCUGCACAUCGCCUGCAAGAAGAACCACAUCCGGGUGAUGGAGCUGCUGCUGAAGACCGGUGCCUCCAUCGAUGCUGUCACGGAGUCUGGCCUGACCCCUCUGCACGUGGCCGCUUUCAUGGGGCACCUGUCCAUCGUCAAGAGCUUGCUCCAGCGCGGCGCGUCCCCCAACGUCUCCAAUGUGAAGGUGGAGACACCCCUGCACAUGGCGGCCAGAGCCGGGCACACGGACGUGGCCAAGUACCUGCUGCAGAACAAAGCCAAAGUAAAUGCCAAAGCCAAGGACGACCAGACCCCGUUGCACUGCGCCGCACGCAUUGGCCACACGAGCAUGGUGAAGCUUCUGCUGGAGAACAACGCCAACCCCAACCUGGCCACCACAGCCGGGCACACCCCCCUGCACAUCACUGCCCGGGAGGGGCAUGUGGACACCGCCCUGGCACUGCUGGACAAGGAGGCCUCGCAGGCCUGCAUGACUAAGAAAGGAUUUACCCCUCUCCACGUUGCAGCCAAAUACGGGAAGGUGGACGUGGCCAGGGUGCUGCUGGAGCAUGAUGCCCACCCCAAUGCGGCAGGGAAGAACGGCCUGACCCCGCUGCACGUGGCUGUCCACCACAAUAACCUGGAGAUCGUGAGGCUGCUGCUGCCCAAGGGGAGCUCCCCGCACUGCUCAGCCUGGAACGGCUACACCCCCCUGCACAUUGCGGCCAAGCAGAACCAGCUGGAGGUGGCCAGCAGCCUGCUGCAGUACGGGGCCUCUGCUAAUGCUGAGUCCAUGCAGGGCGUGAUGCCUCUGCACCUCGCUGCCCAGGAGGGGCACGCAGACAUGGCGGCGCUGCUCAUCUCCAAACAGGCCAAUGGGAACCUGGGCAACAAGAGUGGCCUGACUCCUCUGCACCUGGUAGCCCAAGAGGGGCAUGUGCCAGUCGCGGAUGUUCUGAUCAGACAUGGCGUCACGGUGGAUGCAGCAACCCGGAUGGGCUACACCCCGCUGCACGUGGCCAGCCAUUACGGGAACAUCAAGCUGGUGAAAUUUUUGCUGCAGCACCAGGCAGAUGUCAAUGCAAAGACCAAGCUAGGGUACACCCCUCUGCAUCAGGCCGCGCAGCAGGGUCACACGGAUAUUGUCACGCUGCUGCUGAAGCACAGGGCCUCCCCCAACGAGGUCAGCACGAAUGGCACCACGCCCCUGGCCAUCGCUAAGCGCCUCGGCUACAUCUCUGUCACGGACGUGCUAAAAUUAGUUACAGAAGAAACCAGCAUCCCGUUGGUCAGUGACAAGCACCGCAUGAGCUUCCCUGAGACAGUGGAUGAGAUCCUGGAUGUGUCCGAGGACGAAGGCUCUGCUCAGGUCACUGUCAUGGGGGAGGAGCUGGCUGACCCCAGGCCUGAGAAGCAGGAUUCCAGGGAGCAGGAUGAGGAGAAGGAGAUGGAGUUUGUCCCCAAGCUGGAUCAAGUGAUGGAGUCUCCAGCCAUCCCGCGGAUCCCCUGCGUCACACCUGAGACCAUGGUGGUCAGACGGGAGGAGUCUGAGCAGGUGGGUUCUGCCCCACCCAGGGCCAGGGAGUGUG